CUAGAAGAAGAGGGAUGAGAGCGUGAUGAUGCCCAUCAGCGAGGCCUCGAGCACGGCAAAGCGCUGUGCACGAGUCGAGAAGGGGUUAUACGUCAGCCUGAUGGGCGGCAGUGAAUAGAAACGGAGUCUAAUUGGCGUGGGAGUGCAUGACACGAUCUUACGCAGAUAAGACGGGGUGAUUCCUCCGCACCACGUGGCGGAAUAUCUUCAGGUUCGGCCACCGUUGGUACCGAAGCCGGUCAGCGAUCGCCCUUGCCUGAGCGACACACACACCAGCCGAGAUGAACCACGCACGCAAUGGCUGCGUCCCCAUCCUGUGGCGGCAGACCUCCAAGGUGUCUUCAAUGACGAAGGACGCCUCGCUCUCCUCUGUCAUCGAUGCAGAGAGUAUCGACGGUCGGCCCACAUUGGUGCUCGCAUCCGCGGUCUCCCGCCUGUCUUUCUCAUUCUCCUUCUGCUCGAGCUCAUCUUCUGUCGCCGGGACAUCUGUGACGAUUGCGGUCUUCAUGUGGGCAAUCAUCAUGGCGAAGGACUCGGCACACAGCGGAUCGAUGAAUGUGAGCUGCAUGCACGAGCAGAGGAGAGAGCAGAGGAGACACACAUGCGUUUUUGCGAGUGUGUGGAUGCGCAUGGUGUGCGGAUAUGUUUGUUGACCUUCAUGCUGCCGAUGAAGACGGAUGCGUCGUCCGCUGUGACGUGUGGCAUUUCCUCGAUCAUGUAGCCGUGAAUCUUCUGGCUCUCUUGCGAUGACACAUUCAGCACCUGCACACAAACACAUACAAAUAUGCAUGCAUCUGCCUGUGAGAAUGCGCGUGUGAAUCGCAGACCAGGCCGUCAUGCGUCCACCAGAUGUGCCCAAAAUUGCCGUUGCAUGCACCUGCACAGCACAGCAUGCACCAUGGCUUGUCUCAUCAUUAGACAGAUACAGGUCGAUCUGUUUGCCUACAGAAGCAAGCCGAGUAGGGCACCGGCCCCUCAUAUGUGAAGGAAACCGGCAUCGGCGUCUCUUCGUCUUCUUCAUCCCGAUCGUCGUCGUCAUAAAUUUCCAAAACCAUGUCCCUCUUCCCGUCCUUCGCCGCGCGGAGCAGCCGCGCCAAAGCCGUCACCGACACUGCAUGAUCGUCCUGCUGCACCUGCUCGUCCUCGUUCUCGGCCGGAAGCAGCUCACCGACGGACGGGAACUCCGGACAGACGGAAAUCCUGGCAUGGCUCUGCGGUGACUCGACCACGCCGGCCAGGAAGGUGUCUUGGUGGAUCAGCUGCGAGGUCUCCUGCUGCUGCAGUAGUGUCUCCUGCUGCCUCAAGCCGGUCACAAAGGUCUGCUGCUUGAGGCGUGAGAGGAUGUCUCUGUCCUCGGUGUGGGAGCCGACACUUGUCGGCAGGAUGGUGAGCAGGAGCGUGUUGUCGCGGUCGAAGAGGGAGACGGCCCUCUCGUUCUCGUCUUCAUGGAUGCUCUCGAUUGCGUCGAGCUCUAUUGCCUUCAGGGGGCCGUUGGUGUCGAUCAGAUGCCUCCACUGUACAACACACAUCGGGCAGUCAACAGCAGCGCAGACAACACUCACUCAUUCACACACAUCUCACGACCUCACCUUUGUAUCUCUGAAGUGCACGGCGGGGUGCAGAAACAGCUCCGUUUUUGACGCCCACAUGUAGAACGGCUCAAAAGACUCAUCCGCCGUCUCUCGGUCCUCAACCACGUACACAGUCACCGCAUCCGGAGGCGGCACCGAUGUGUCGCUCGCCAGCGACUUGCGCGGCUGCCCGGUGUCUCCGUCUGUGUCCUGCUGCUGCUGCUGUGGAGUGUUGUCCUCCCGUCGGGCAUAGUCGAUCUGUGCCUGCAUGAGCAGCACAUCCAGCUGCUCAAGCCGCUGCUGCUCCCUCUUCUUCUGGUUGGUCAGCCGCGUGUGCCGCCUCGUCCCGACACUUGCACGCGACAGCCUCGCCGUGGUCUUGCUGUGCUUCUGCAUCUCAAUCUCCUUCAUGACCGAGAGGGUGAAGUGGUCCGCCGGCUGGUGUGCCCCUCGGUGUCUGAACCGGCGGAUGGCCACGAGGGCGUCUUUGAUUGAGGCGCGGUGGUCUCGCUGCUGAUCUUGCUUCUGCUUUUUCUUGCUGGGCCGCCGCGGGCAGAUGAUGCCGAAUAGGAGGAACAGCGGGAGUAGGGGGAAGAGGAUCAGCCGCCUGGGAGUUAUGUAGAGCGGCCCGAUAGGCAGACACCCCUGACACAACAUAAGACAGACAGAGAAGGAGGAAACGUGUCGGAUACGUGUCUCUUGGUCUCACGAGUAUUCGAAUGGCGGGCAUGACGACACAGAGGAAUCCGCUGUUCUCCCGCCUUUCAUAGAUGUCGCGGAAGAAGAAGGGGAGCCUGUCGUCGAUCGGCAUCCAGUCAAAACGAUCCUAACACACGACCAGGGACGCAUUUGUGUCCUGUUAGACACGCACAUGGCUCACUGGACACACUCACCCGCAGCCACAGAGCGACAACGGGGACCUUGAGCAAGGCAGUCGACAGCACCACAAACACCAAACCAAGAUUGCCUAGAGAAAGGAUUACAGGUGUCGAUAAAUGAGCGACACCUCAUCAGUAUGCGUGUCUCUUUGUGAUGCCUACCGGCCUUGAGCAUGCUGAGCAGCACACUGGUGUCGAAUGUGAGCUGUGGACUGUCGCUGCCCUUGCCGCCGUCCACACGCACAUGAUCGUCCACAUAAAUCGCAGCCGUAAACGUCGUCAGGUGUGUACACGCGCACUUCACACAUACACAGAGAAAGGUACACAUUCAUACCCGAGACGCAUGCCUUCGUCUGGUGGAUCGCACCUGGAUCGACACAUCAGUGGCCGUCACGUUGCAUUGCGCAUCGACGUACUGCUCAUUCCCCUCAUCCCACUGCAUGCACGACGGCUGUCCAGAGGGCGCCGAUGCAUCCCGCGGGAAUGACAGCACCAGGUCAACGUUCUGCACGUCAGUGAGCUUCGUCGCGUCUCGCCAAAGGUCCACUGUGAUGGCCGUGUCGAGCACAAGUGCUUCUGGUGUGGGUGUGUGUUUGGACAGAAGGGGGUUGCUGGGCAGAGUGACUGCGGUGGCGUGCGUGGCGUUGGCAUUGGCUAUACUUGCCGCUGAGAGAAAGAUGCGCGUCUGCAGACAUAGAUGCAUGUGUGUCUCUUUCCUCUUUCACGCCUCUCUCUCUCGCUGGCUCACUGUGUUGAUGCCCAGUAUGGUGUUGGCCUGUCUGGGCGUCAUUUGGAUGGAGAAGUCAUCCUUGGUGUGCACCAAAGGCAGCGAAUACUCCCGGGCAAGCCUCGUGAUAUUCUCAUAGACCUCGUCCUGCAUUUUCAGUUAAGAAACAAGAUGCAUACGCACAUACACGUGCUCUUUCUGCUCAUAUUGCCCACCAUCAGUGCCAACGCGUCUGUGGCGUUGCCAUCCUUGGUCAAGAAUCCCCUCUUCGCCAAGGCAUUCAUGACGGCGGGCAGCACCCGCAGCAGCAGUGAGGCGCUCUCUUUGUCUGUCUCCGUGAUCAACUCUGUCAGCUCCCUCACAACCGCCACCAGUUCGCCAGCCAUUAGUGUGUCUCCGGCCAUGUCGGCCAGCUUCUCAGCUGCCUGUGCGACAAGCAUCUGGGUCUCUUGCGUAUCGUCGUCAGUAUCGAUCAAGGAUAGAAGUUCCAUCAGCUGAGACAUGAAGACGGCAUCAUCACCUUCUCCCUCUUCCUCUCCUUUCCCCCUUCCGGCCUCUGACGCAGCAACAAUGUAGGAAGCGAUUUCUGCGGAAUCAGCGGUGCCGUUCAGCAUGUCGCUUAUGUUGCGGAGCGGCGCCGCUGCUGCUGAGACAACAAUUCUCGCAUAGGGGCAGGUCGGUGUGCUCUUGUCGUUCGUCGCCGUGCAGAGCGACGACAGCAUCCAUGGCAGCUGGGUGUUGUGAUGGCACGGCAGAUGGCAGGUGUUGUUAAGCGCGUCCGUGAUAUGCGAAUAGAUCAGGUAGUCUCCUGGCGGCAGAUGCACGAGCAGACAGGGGUCCUGUCGUCGGUAGGACAGCACUCGUAUCGGCUUGACGCUUUCAAAUUCGGUCACGAAGGUGCUGUAUGUUUCUCGGCCCAUCUCGCGCGCAUAAGGGUCGAUCUCCCACCCAUACUGGUCGAUGUGCACUCGGCCAUCCCCCACCGACGCCCGCAACUGGCCAGCCACCGGGAAGAGUGUGGCGCGUAUGUUUGUGUGCCAGUCGUCGGUCUGAGCGUGGUAGAUCCAUCCGGGGUGCAGCGUCCCCGCCGGGACGCUCCCGUUGGCUAGCGAUAUCUCCUCGGCAAAAACCUCUUCUGCUUGUACGCGACCGUAAGACACCAAAGGCGUCAGUAUGGUGGGGGCACUCGUCCCCAGAUCCACAGCAGCAUGAGACGACACCGGCCGCUCGAUGCUCCUGUCAAUGUGUCGGAAAGACGUUUGCAGGUCGCGUGUGACAGUUAUCGCGCCGGCGGCCACGCUGCCUUUGCUCAGCUCCUGGCUGGCUUCGACGGCAAACACAUAUAUUCCCUGCCGUGUGUUGUUCAGUCUGUAGGAGACGCUCCUCUCCGUAAAUGGCACCACCUGUGUCGCAAUCAGGGCGCUUCCAUUCAUGUUGCUCUCCAUCAGCGUGUAGUUGAAGCAAUCGUGCACUGUCGCGUUGGCAGCAAGAGCCCGGAACAGCAGCUGAGGGGCCGACAGGUAUGGCGGAGUGCGUGUGGGCGAGACGGCAAAUCUCGAAGUGACAGGCGUCCAGACGCAGUACCAAUCCGUCCUUGUUGGCUGCGCCGCGCCUUGUGGCUCGAUGUCCAGAGCAAGGGUCAUGUUGCCGCCCAACGAGAGAGACAGUGCUGGCGCGUCGUAUCUGUCGACCCGACGGGGAACACGGCUUCCCUGUUGCAAGUCGGCGAAGUGAUGUUGGCGGCGAUAUCGAACCGGCUCUCGACGUCUUGUUCGGAGACGCUCAUCACGAGAGUGGACGUGUUGCCACGAUCCGGCAGCCACGUCACCGUUGCAUUGCGGGGAGCCCCUGAUCGUAGACGUAUCUGCAACAAGGCAGCAAUAGGCGCCGAUUCGCCUGAUUGAUCGGCUCUUCUCUCUUAACCUUCUCCGUGGGCUUGAACGUGUAUAUUUUGCGCUCGACUGACACAAUUGGCUCGUUACAGCAGGUCUCCUUGAGCAAGGGAAUCUGCACGCGCCUUGUUGCGGAUACGGAAAGGUAGCUCUCGACCGUUAUGACAAGCAGCAGCGGCUUCGAGCUGAUCUCCUGAACCUGAGCCAGCAACGUCCGGCUCAGCACCAGCGUCGUGACUGGCCUCUUCAAGCCUGCACCACCACGACAAACGGUUGUCUGCCGGUUUACGCGUUAUUGGCGUACCUGAUGCCUGCUCCAGCGUGUCAGAGAGCGGCAAACACAGCUGUCUCGGCUCACAGCCGAACGAAAACUUGACCUUCCGUCCGCCGGCUCCGCCCACCAACACGUCCACGCGCAAAUCCUCUUUGCCACAGGUAGAAAAAUGGUCAGGUGCCAUCACGCGGAUGGAGGGAAAGACGGUGUCGAUUUGGGGAGAUGCCAAGUACUUCACGUCCUCGGUCGGGUUCAGCGUGCUCCUGACUUUAUCUUGCAGAGACAGCGUCGCUCCCUCUCCAGCAAUCAACAAGACGCACCUUCUGUCAGGCGUGGCCCACAUGCAGUGGGCUCCCUGGCCAAAAAGGCCUAUGCUGCCGAUGGCCGCGCAGGGGUUGCUGCCCUUGCAGCAGAGAGGCGCCUCGAAGCAGACAUGGGAUACCGCGGGCGAGAAGGACGCGGCGGCUGACACAAGUCGGGGCUGAGGGUACGGCGUGUCCUCGGAAUCGAGGGUACAGAAGGUGGAGCAGCCGUCUUGCGAGAAACGGUUAGAGUCGUCUGGAUGGCACAGAAGAAGGGACACAAGCCAUCACCCCCUCAGACCCCUGCGCAUGGGUGCGUGUGCGCAUACCGCAUUGUUCGCCUCCUUCGAUCAUCCCAUUCCCACACCUGGCACUCUAAAGAUGGAGAGAUUAACACAGAUGUGACUGUCUUCUCUCAUCUAGGGUGCUUACGCAGUUUUUCGAAGGGUUCAGUGCCAGACAUCCCUCCGCUGUGGUGCAUGUCUCCCCGCAUAUAUUGCCAGGGUAGACCUCGAUAACCGAAGACGCUGCCGGCUCCACUGCAAAGUCUUCUGGGUCUUCACACGUGCCGCUGUCCGAGGCAUCGCACAGACAUGCCUUGAAGCUGCCCGCGUGGGGUGGAGCCACACUGUCGCACACAAUCUGCUCGUUGGUGGACUGCUGUGACGCUGGGCAGAUGACAGCCGGGGCCGCCGAGCCGCAAGUUGUGCUUGCGUCGCCGGCAAUAAGAGUCAGCCUGUCGCGUUGGGCAUCGAAGUAAUUGCCCCUGAUGACCAGCGUGAUAUUCUCGCCCGCCCCGGGAGCCUUGCCGGGGUUCGACUGCUCCACCGCAGUAACAACGCUCUUUUCUGAAAGGAUACACACACACACAACGCAUUCGAGGAGGCGGAAAAAGAAUUGGAUGGCAAUCGAACUCAAUCGAUAAUGCUCAUCAGCCAGUUGCCCCCGCCGGCGUUUUUGGAAGGUGCGAAGUUGUUCGCGGCCGAGCAGUCGCCGUCGAGUGUAGGUGAGGCAUCGCACUUGCAGAGACACAGCUCGGGGGCGACCCUGUAUGCCACCGUGGUGCACACCAGCGACGGGUCGCAUAUCAGGUCAAAUCCCCCUGACUGCGCACAGGAGCCGCACGUGGCCAGCUUGAGUCGAUCCGUCUGCGUGUCGAAGCCAUCUGCCACAAGCUGUACUGUCUGCGGCUCGCUCUCGAUCAGGACCUUCGGGCUGAAGUCCCUAAUAAUGAAAGAGGCUAUGGCACACACACACAAGAGAGAUCAUAAAUGUAGAGGACAGGAUGAUCGUGGUCACCGGAUAAUGAGGCGAGCGGUUGAGGGCCUGGAAUGAUGAUCUCUUGGAUGAGCGCCACGGAGUCGUUCAGGAUGAAGCUCAAGCUCUGGCACGCGACAGAUGUAGUCUUCUCCUGCUUGCUAAGCGACAGAUCCUCAGCCAGAACCACAUCCGGCGUCCGCGGCAACUUCACGUCGGAGUCUUUGAAGAGGUUCUCCAGGAUCCGUGCAGAGGUGUUUCUCGCCUGCGCCCUCAGCUGCUGAUAACUCUCCAACAGAAACGUGUUGUUGGAUCGCGGCACCCACUCGUCGUGGCAGAGGGCCACUAUGUAGCCAUGAUCCGACGUGAAGUCGAAGGGGGCCGCAGACGAGCUCCGUGUCUUGCUUGUUGAUGUCGUCCUUCAAAUCCUCGGGAAUCUCACAAGGCAGCAGAUAGAAUCUUUGGACUUUGAACUCCUCGAGCAGCUGCUCCAGCGAUGAUUGCGUGCCCGACAGUUCUGUCACCAGAGGGAACAGCAUGAGCUCGUCUGAGCGGUCAAACCGCUUGCCACUUAGAGUGACAGACAACUGAGGGCGCAUGAGGCACACUGCGACAUCUGCUCAUGUGCCUCUGUGAAGAUGUCCCACCUUAACCCCGACUUCUGGCGGCCUUGAGACGUCCACACUCUCAACCGAUGCUUGCACUGACAAAGAGGCAGGCCGACACAUGACAAGAGAAAGAAGAAAGCGGCAUGUGUUCUCUUCGAUAUGUCUGUCACCAUAGCAGGUGGACUGAUCGUCUUCCAAUCGAGCAGUGCCCGAGCACUGACACUCAAAGCCGUUGAGUCUGUCCACACACACGUCACUGCAGUUGUUCAUCGACGAUGCCGCGCACUCAUUGACGUCUACAGAGCAAGGCAGUGUGAGACAGAAUGCGUGUGCACGCGAUCUCAUUAUCUCAUCGCUUACCAAAGAGCAGCCCAGUGUACGAGUAAAACAGAUUGCCUGAGCCGUAUGAGUCAAUUACAGCCCCCCCAUGCGAAGUCACGCUCAGAGGUCCUUCUGCCGGGAUCUGCAGGGUCACGUCCAGAUAAAUCUCUUCCCGCACCGCUGCGCCAAUCAGUGCCGCGCUCGUCACCUAGCACAUGCACCUUGAAAUCAUCGUAUCUCAAUAUCUCGGCUGAGGUGGCUUACGUGUAUUUGGCUGGUGUCGACAUUCCGGACCAGCUCGGAGAACUCCAGUGUCAACACGUGCGUCUCAUUGUUGGUAAUGACGGUGGCGUUUGUAUUUGGCAAGACCACGUGCGGGGGAAUGAUCGCUGCUCAACAACAGAUUCACAGCAAAUUGCAAAUAACGAUUCAUUUCAGAUCUGUCCUCACGUGUCGUCCUGAUGGCCCGCGUGGCGGCGACGGUCUGGACAGUGCCGCCCUCGUCGACAGCCACAAAUGAGAUAUCGUGAUUGGUGUCGGGAACCAGCCCAGAGAAGGUGAAGACCCCACUGCUGCCAAAGGCCAUCUGCUGCUUUGGUGAUACGCUGGUGGUUGGUGGCUGAUUGACCAAGUCGAAGUCGGAGACGGUGUUGGUCACAAAGUCGGCGCUCGUGAUUGGCUGGCAGUAUAUGAACGCCGUCUCAGAAGCGACGACUUGCACCGUGAUGGUCUCCUCACUAGCCACGAUCGAUGUCGCAUUGAAGGGGAGAACGGGCGGUGUAAUGUCCGAGUCCACCGCGGAAACUUGCAU
Molecule: messenger RNA, 8641 nt
Organism: Vitrella brassicaformis
Lineage: Eukaryota; Vitrellaceae
Source: the annotation of a GenBank genome assembly